This is a messenger RNA of Cornus florida, 1428 nucleotides long. RefSeq lists its product as uncharacterized. NCBI's taxonomy places the organism in Eukaryota, Viridiplantae, Streptophyta, Magnoliopsida, Cornales, Cornaceae. The record is from RefSeq and is a predicted model, not a curated record. Bases 1 to 1428 code for a protein of 475 amino acids. The transcript has 3 exons.
AUGGCUGUGGCAGCUUCAUCAGAAAGUGAUGGUGGUUCUGAGUCUUCCGGCGGAUCGAAGAAAGAUUCUCCACCCCCUCCUAAAAAUAAUGACGACGGUCAACAUGGGAAUAACGAUGGUAAUAAUAAUGAUGGUCAACAUGGGAACAACGAUGGUAACAAUGGUGAUGGUCAAUCCGAUGGUCAAUCCGGGAAUAAUGAUGGUAACAAUGGUGAAAAGGGCGGUGGCUCUAAGAAAGAUUCUCCUCCUACUCCUCCCAAGAAUGAUAAUGGUGGCGAAUCUAGGAAAUCACCGUCCCCUCCUAACCGCACUCCUCCUCCGGAGAAUGAUGAUGGUGGUGAAUCUAGGAAAUCCCCGCCCCCUCCUAAGCGCACUCCUCCUCCUACCCCUACAUAUCCACCUCCCGUUUCAUCCUCUCCGCCGCCAUCACCUCCUGCAACUCCUACUCCUUCUCCAACACCUCCUACACCAUCUCCACCUACUCCAACCCCAUCUCCACCUUCAUCAAACUCUCCACCGCCCCCACCCAAGAAAGUCAAGUGCAAGAACAAGGACUAUCCCAAGUGUUACGACAUGGAGCAUGCAUGCCCCAACUCUUGCCCUGGUGGGUGUCUGGUGGAUUGCGUCUCUUGCAAGCCUGUGUGCAAGUGUGAUAUGCCAGGAGCAGUAUGCCAAGAUCCUCCGUUCAUAGGCGGCGAUGGCCUCACUUUCUAUUUCCACGGCAAGAAGGACUUAGACUUUUGCCUCCUAUCCGACUCCAGCCUCCACAUUAAUGCCCAUUUCAUUGGCAGAAGAAACCAGAACAUGAGGAGGGACUUCACUUGGGUGCAAUCCAUUGGUGUCCUCUUUGACAACCAUAAGCUCUUUAUAGGUGCACAAAAAACAGCAACAUGGGAUGACAAUGUGGACCACCUCGCCCUCGCCUUUGAUGGAGAGCAAAUAGUCCUUCCACAAGCUGAAGGCACGAAAUGGCAAUCCGAGGCCACACCAAGUGUGUCCAUCACUAGGGUCGGUGACACCAACACUGUGAUUGUUGAAGUUGAAGGGAACUUCAAGAUCACAACCAAGGUUGUGCCUAUCACUGAAGAAGAAUCUCGGGUGCACAACUAUGGCAUUACCAGUGACGAUUUCUUUGCUCAUCUUGAUCUAAGCUUCAAGUUCUUGUCAUUGAGUGAUGAAGUGAAUGGUGUGUUGGGACAAACGUAUAGACGCGAUUACGUGAGCAGAGUGAAGGUGAAUGUGCCUAUGCCUGUAAUGGGGGGAGGUAGAAAGUUCGCAAGUUCAAACCUCUUUGCUGCAGACUGCGCUGUGGCUCGGUUUGAUGGUGGCUAUAACUCUGGUCGGGGAGUUUCUUCGGAAGGUAUAGAGUUGCCGAGCUUAAGCUGUGGCAGUGGGAUGGAUGGGAGAGGAGUUGUGUGCAAGAGAUAG